Penicillium crustosum is the source of this 1023-nucleotide messenger RNA. RefSeq lists its product as uncharacterized. The record is from RefSeq and is a predicted model, not a curated record. The transcript has 3 exons. Gene Ontology annotation, biological process: mitochondrial fission. NCBI's taxonomy places the organism in Eukaryota, Fungi, Ascomycota, Eurotiomycetes, Eurotiales, Aspergillaceae. Bases 1 to 1023 code for a protein of 340 amino acids. Gene Ontology annotation, cellular component: mitochondrion.
AUGGUCUGGGGCGGUCGUCAACAGGAUGAACCCCAGUCUCCCCCGCAGGAGUUGUUGGAUAAGCCUGUAGUCCGAGAGAAGCUCCCCGCAAAAUUACAACAGUUGGUUGAUCGCGAGGACGAAUUCUACGAUGACCUUUAUUCCCAAUACUCGGUCAACUCCACAGACACGGGGUUCCGCUAUGCCGCCUACGCCAACCGUAUCCGCACGAUCCUCCUCUCUGCCCAUCGCUAUGUCGCAUACACCUCAGACAUUGGCGAGUCCUUCCGUCCGAUUGCACACCCAUGGCUUGUGCGCUCCGCCUACACUAUCUCCUGGACAUACCUGUUAGGCGAUGUUGGUCACGAAGGCUACAAGGCCUAUCUCCGGAACUGGAAGGCACUGGCUCCCACCGGCGAGGCAUACAAGGAUGCUAGCCAACCUUCGCAGAACCAGAUCAUCAAGGGCAUGGCAACGGGAAAUAUGAUGAUUGGCAACAAAGCCGAGUCCAAGGGUGGGGUUUCAGACUGGCCAACCGCCGAGAUCCCGCUUGCAGAGGACUACCGCAUGGUCAUGGCCAAGCGCGCUGUGUUCCAGAGUAUCGCGAGUAUGGGAUUACCCGCAUUCACAAUCCACAGUGUUGUCCGCUACUCUGGGCAGAUGGUGAAGGGUGUCAAGAGUGCAUUUAUUCGUACUUGGACGCCGAUCGGGCUGGGUCUUGCUGUUGUCCCCUUCCUCCCCUAUAUUUUCGAUCAUCCCGUCGACGAGGCCGUUGAAUGGGCCUUCCGCACUGGUCUUCGUGCUUACGGCGGCGAAGCAGCCGUCCGCCCGCUGCCAGGCAAGAGCCUCCCUCCCCGGGAAGAAGAGGAAGUUCGGGCUGCUGCGGCGGCAAACAUCUCCUGGGACGAGUACAAGGCUGAGCGGGAACGAGCGCGUGAGCUCCGUCGCCAGUCAAGUGAGCAGGCCGGCAGUGGUGGGAUUGCAUCGCUGACGAGCUGGUUUGGAAAGUCUGAAUCGGAGUCGGAUAAGAAGAAGAAGGAAUGA